AUGGCCACCUUAAUCAACUACGAUGUGUCAACUUUCAGAGACGCCAUCAAUCCCAACAAGCGCCGACUCCAAGAUUUGCAGCACUCGGAAGCCAGAGCCCAUGCCGCUCGUGUUGCCUAUUGGAGGAAGAGAAAGAUAGAAGUGCCUAUUCGAAUCCGCAAACACUUGCCGCACGGGACCAGCGGAGAAGGCCAAGAUCCGAUCACAUCUUCUACGGUUCUACCUCAGACGAGGCCGUUAUCCGAUGAUGAGGAUGCUGGGCCGCUCGCUCUAAAAAGGAGCAAGCGGGUGAUAGAGAGGCGCCGUGAACCUCUGUUUCUUGACCAGAGUAGGUCUGAACUCCGGCCAAGGAGUCAGUCAAGAUUGUCAGGCACAACCUCGCAGACGAAUGCAACCAGCAGCAAUGGCAGACGCAAUUCAGCUUCACACGACGGCUGGGUCCUUGCUAACGUGGAUGUUGAUGGCCGUGUGGGCUUGGCCAGGUAUCUAAGACUCAGUCGAGCACCGAGUUCUGAUAUAUUUGAUCCACUGGACUCGUUCCCAGUUCGGCAAGGCGAUGAGGUUGUCACAGCCAUAGAUCACUACAUCACAAACUGGGCGCCCUCGCAACGACCUGGGUUGAAAUACCAGACAAGGGAUAACCCUCUCAUCAGGGACAUGUUUCCAUCAGCGCUUCAGAAUGUGGAGCUCUUCGAAGCCAUUGUUGCGCUGUGUUUGACCUUCAAGGCCGCUGGUCAAAACACACAGACUCGUCUGUCAGCCGCCGCCUUGCACCACAAAGUUCAAGCGUUGGCUGGAAUAAGAGCAAAAUUGGUCUCAGGGACUGUAGACGAAGCCGUCAUCAUGGCGACCAUAUUUCUCAUGAUUACUGACAAUGUUUUCUUAGAUGUGCAAGCAUAUCAAGCGCACCUCGCAGGUCUUCAGAAGAUGGUCAAGGCAGGUCUGUCAACGAACGGGGGAGUGUAUGGCGACUGUCUCCGGUCUUUUAUAUCAUGGGCCGAAUGCAAUGCGCUGCUGAUAUUCGGGGAGGGCACUGCCCGACGUGAUGCUACACUAGACAGCUUGAGGUUACAGUAUCCAACAAAGCCCUUUUCAAUCUCAGUACUCAAAACGAUCAACGCCCUUCCGCCUGGCUUCCGAACCAUUGCAAUGGAUGGGCAAUUAUCGGCCCAGGUCUUGGGUGUCCUUGGUGACACUGUUCAUUGGACAAGUUGUAUUGAUCACCUUUACGGGCAGACGUCCUCGGACGAAAAGCAAGCGUUCCUCAUCGGCUUUGAUCCUCGGGCCAACAGUGCUAAACUCAUGAGACUCUGCCGGCACUCUGGCCGCAGUCGCACGGUGGAGAGCACAAUUUGCAAGGUUCUUUUCAUAUACCAUGCAAAUCUCCUGAAUUGGACCUGUCGUUGCUCCGGAUACCGCCGUCUUGUCGGAGAGCUUACGGAAGCAGUCCGCCUCUGUGACACACAGGAGACUUGGAGUAGGAGCUUUUGGAGCUGGGCAGCGCUCAUCACGGCGAACGCAGCCCGGCGAGGCGGCCAGGAACAGUGUCAGUUUGAUGUCAUGGCUAAGUUCAUGACUUAA
This is a messenger RNA of Capronia epimyces CBS 606.96, 1581 nucleotides long. RefSeq lists its product as uncharacterized. NCBI's taxonomy places the organism in Eukaryota, Fungi, Ascomycota, Eurotiomycetes, Chaetothyriales, Herpotrichiellaceae. Bases 1 to 1581 code for a protein of 526 amino acids. The record is from RefSeq and is a predicted model, not a curated record. The transcript is spliced from 4 exons.